Messenger RNA from Amoebophrya sp. A120, 169 nucleotides. Lineage: Eukaryota; Dinophyceae; Syndiniales; Amoebophryaceae. The record is from the annotation of a GenBank genome assembly.
UAGCAGGCCAUCGUCAACAUCGUCCUCAGCACCGGAAAGUAGCGAUGCAUCAAUUGUUUCUCGGAAAAAUAAGGCUCCUGCUACACGACGCAACGUGGUUCGCGAACGAAGAAAGAUGAAUCGCAGAAAAAGUAGAGACACUUCCUCGGCCUCGGAAGCUGAGUCUGAC